AACACUCGGAGCGAAAGAAAAGCUACUGAUAAUUUGGCUGCCAUUCGUUCUUUUUUCGAGAAGUUCGUAGCAAAUUGCCAAAUUGUUUAUACACCAUCUGAGUAUACAACUAUAGAUGAACAACUUCCAUCGUUUCGAGGCCGUUGCAGUUUUCGCCAGUAUAUGCCCAAUAAGCCAAACAAAUAUGGCUUGAAAAUAUAUGCCUUGGUUGAUGCAAAGUCGUUUUACGUCAUCAAUCUUGAAAUUUACCCAGGAAAACAACCAACAGGCCCUUACGCUCUCAGUAACAAAGCUUAUGAUGUUGUGGACAGACUUGUGGCUCCAAUUUCCAAAACCAAUCGCAAUGUCACCUUUGAUAACUGGUUUACCAGUUAUCCGUUGAUGUUACACUUAUUGAAAGAACAUCGUUUGACAAGCACAGGCACUGUUCGAAAAAAUAAGCCCGAGAUUCCAAGUCAGAUGCUCCAAACGCGUAACCGAGAGAUCCCCAGCACAGUGUUUGGAUUUCAAAAGGAUAUAUCUUUAUUGUCCCAUGUGCCAAAAAAAAACAAGGUUGUUUUGUUGAUGUCAACAUUACAUCACGAUGAUAGCGUUGUUGCUGAUACUAAUGGCACACAAAAACCAGAAAUGAUUAUUUUUUAUAAUCAGACCAAGGGAGGCGUUGAUGUUGUAGAUGAGCUGUGCACCAACUACGAUGUUUCGCGAAAUACAAAGCGCUGGCCAAUGGUGAUUUUCUAUGCAGUUUUGAACAUGGCUGGUAUAAAUAGCAUAAUAGUUUACAAGUCCAAUAAUAGUAGCAAUUUGUCACGCCGAAAUUUUCUUAGAGACCUGGGUAUUGGAUUGGUUUCAGAACAUUUACAAAACAGAAAGGAAAAUCAGCAUUUACCCCGAGAGCUUCGCAAACGAAUUCUGGACCAAGUGGAUGAACCCUCACACUCACAACGACCUCCAAAUAAAGUUCCUAAGCCUAUCAGGAGAUGUCAAAUAUGCCCUACUAAAAAAGAUCGCAAGACUAAACACACUUGUUAUAAAUGCAAUCGCUAUUUAUGUAUAGAACAUGCUGUUUUCACGUGUCAAGAUUGCGCUCAAACUGAAGAUGAUUACGAGAACUCUGAAUAA
Messenger RNA from Anastrepha ludens (Mexican fruit fly), 1119 nucleotides. RefSeq lists its product as uncharacterized. The coding region runs from base 163 to 1119 and encodes 318 amino acids. Lineage: Eukaryota; Metazoa; Arthropoda; Insecta; Diptera; Tephritidae. The transcript has a single exon. The record is from RefSeq and is a predicted model, not a curated record.